Molecule: messenger RNA, 1237 nt
Organism: Mangifera indica (mango)
Lineage: Eukaryota; Viridiplantae; Streptophyta; Magnoliopsida; Sapindales; Anacardiaceae
Exons: 1
Coding region: 159-1172 (337 amino acids)
Cellular component (GO): chloroplast
Source: RefSeq, a predicted model, not a curated record
CAAACUCCUACCCAGGGAGUCCAGCUUGACUAUGAAUCCUUUUGGGUAAAAUUUUAAGUCAAAAGGAGUAGCAGCAACUGAGAGGCUACCAAUCUGCCAACCUAUCUUAUCUUGUUAAGAGUUUUUCUGCACCAUCUUCUUCUCUUCUCUUCACUCAAAUGGCUUCUGAUCUCCUCAAACUUCAUGUACAAACUUUCAAAACAAGUGCUUCUUCAACCCGAGUUCUACAAACCAAAACCCUCUUGCCACCUCUAUCAUGUUCAAUUCGUUACCAAUACAAUUCCUAUAUCUCUUCUCUCCCAUCAACUAUCUCUCGCAAACUUCAGUACCAGGCUCUUUCUCUGCGCUCAUCCUUAUCUCUCUCCACCCCACCAACGACCAAAGAAGAAGCCAUCCUUCAAGCCAAAACCUGCCUCUCAACUACCCUUGAAAAGCCUCUCAACAACCCCAAGCUUGCUGGCAAAUUCAGGAAACUAAAACAACCCAGAUUCCGUAUUGAAAUUCCAGUCAUUGAUGACUCACCAUCCCCCCUCGCUCAACUUGCUUUUGAUGUGUUUAAGGACCUUCUCAUUAGAAGGAAAGGUUCAUCAGUCAAGAUCUUAAUUCUUUGGCCCGAUGUUGCCUUCACAGAAGCUGCAGUAAAACUCUUUGAGUCGCAUUCUGUAACACAAGUUGAGCAUGUUGUGUUAUCUUCAAUUCCUAAUGGAAAUAACAGAAUUUUGAGUUCUGCUGAUGUGGCAAUAUUUUUGGCGCCAGAGGAGUCUCAACUGGCAGUUAUAAAGACAGUUUCUGAGACUUUGUAUCCAAAGCCAGUGGUGAUUUUCAAUCCCAGAUGGGCUUUUGAAGAGGAGGAAAAUUUUGGUGAUUUGAGUGGUUUUGUGGGUUCUUUUGAUGUGAUAUAUUCAUUUAUGGGAUUGGAAGUUCAAGGUAUUUUGAGUAAAAGAAAAGGAGUUAUUUUCAAGUGUGUGAGAGAUGGAGUUUUGAGUGGUGAAAGGUGGAAUGUUCUUGUUGAAGAAGAAGGAGAAUUGAAGGUGGUUUCUAGGUUUAAAGGGCGACCAUCGAUAGGUGAAGUUGAGAUUGUUUUGUAUAAUUUGAUGGCUAUUAACUCUCCCAUAACCAAAUCUGCCAAGUUUUUGAAAGAUUUGGUGUCAAAUGUAACUGGGAAAAAGUAAGUUUGGUUGUAUACUUUGAUGAAAAUUUUCCCUUAAAUAAUGAACUUUAUGAUUCUGUUUCUUGA